AGUCAGGCUGCGAACCUUGUUACUCCCUUUGACGCUAACUUCCAGUCACUCAAAACCACCUACGCUCGGCGGACAUCUUUACUUCGGGAAGGCCUCUCCGUGACUUUCUGCUUUUCGCUGCCGACGCCAGGCCGCGGUACUGUCCCUGUGGUCUCCCUUCCGUCACUUCCGGCGAGCCUCUCGCGGGUUCUGGGUUUUGGAGCGGCGGCCUCGACCGUGUAGAGGGAGCUCAGGGCUUCUAUUGUAAGAUUCACGAAGAGAAGCGGCGUCACCGAGUGCCGUCAGUCAUGUUCUCCUUCAACAUGUUUGACCACCCGAUUCCCCGGGUCUUCCAGAACCGCUUCUCCACGCAGUACCGCUGCUUCUCCGUGUCCAUGCUCGCAGGGCCUAAUGACAGGUCAGAUGUGGAGAAAGGAGGGAAGAUAAUUAUGCCGCCCUCAGCCCUGGAUCAGCUCAGCCGGCUCAACAUUACCUAUCCUAUGCUGUUUAAACUGACCAAUAAGAAUUCAGACCGAAUGACACACUGUGGUGUACUGGAGUUUGUUGCUGAUGAAGGCAUCUGUUACCUCCCCCACUGGAUGAUGCAGAAUUUGCUGUUGGAAGAGGGGGGCCUGGUUCAGGUGGAGAGUGUCAACCUUCAGGUGGCUACCUACUCCAAGUUCCAGCCUCAGAGCCCGGACUUCCUGGAUAUCACCAACCCUAAAGCAGUAUUAGAAAAUGCAUUGAGAAACUUUGCCUGUCUGACCACUGGAGAUGUGAUUGCUAUCAACUACAAUGAGAAGAUCUAUGAACUGCGGGUGAUGGAGACCAAACCUGACAAGGCUGUGUCCAUUAUUGAAUGUGACAUGAAUGUGGAUUUUGAUGCUCCCUUGGGCUACAAAGAACCAGAAAGACCAGUACAGCAUGAGGAGUCAAUAGAGGGAGAAGCUGACCACAGUGGCUAUGCUGGAGAAGUGGGCUUCCGUGCCUUCUCUGGUUCUGGGAAUCGACUGGAUGGAAAGAAGAAAGGGGUUGAGCCCAGUCCCUCCCCCAUCAAGCCUGGAGACAUUAAGAGAGGGAUUCCUAAUUACGAAUUUAAGCUUGGUAAGAUCACUUUCAUCAGAAAUUCACGUCCAUUGGUCAAAAAGGUUGAAGAGGAUGAAGCUGGGGGCAGGUUUGUUGCUUUCUCUGGAGAAGGACAGUCGCUGCGGAAGAAGGGGAGAAAGCCUUAAGUCCAAACUGUCGGCUGGCUGGAAAAUAAAGAUCGUUUGCAACACA
Messenger RNA from Peromyscus leucopus (white-footed mouse), 1257 nucleotides. RefSeq names its product ubiquitin recognition factor in ER associated degradation 1 (gene Ufd1). Gene Ontology annotation, cellular component: VCP-NPL4-UFD1 AAA ATPase complex. The transcript is spliced from 13 exons. Lineage: Eukaryota; Metazoa; Chordata; Mammalia; Rodentia; Cricetidae. Bases 288 to 1211 code for a protein of 307 amino acids. Gene Ontology annotation, molecular function: polyubiquitin modification-dependent protein binding. The record is from RefSeq and is a predicted model, not a curated record.